GUCCACGCGAGCUUCCAAACAUUAUGGCGCCCAUGUUGCAACGCUUUGUGAGUCCGGGCAAAGGCAACGGCUUGCGUGCGACAACUGCAAUCAAAUCUGGAAAUUUGCUUUUCUCUUCCGAGCCUUUGGCAAGCUGCGUGUCGGCAAAAGUCGCCAAACAUGUGUGCCAUCGCUGCUUCGCUAGGCAUGAGACCUUGUUGCGGUGCUCCCAGUGCAAGAUGGCUCGCUACUGCAACAUCACCUGUCAGAAACAAGCAUGGUCUGACCAUAAGAGGGAGUGCAAAUGUCUGCGGAGCAUCCUUCCCAGAAUCCCUACCGACUCCGUCCGACUGGCUGCAAGACUCAUUUUUGCUUUGAUGAAUCCAGCAAAGACCGCCAGUGAGGAGCUCUACUCUUUCCACGAACAUGAAUCACACCUGAGCUCCAUGUCCGAGCAGAAGAAACAAGGUCUGUCUCAGCUGGCAUCCAUGCUCGAGAUGUACCUACAACAGGAAGUGCCUGAACUGACUCUGGAAAUGACAUCGGCCCUGCCGCAGCCCCUUGACUUGAUCGCAAAGGUGACGUGUAAUUGUUUCACCAUAAGUGACGGAGAGCUGCAAGAGAUUGGAGUUGGGUUGUAUCCCAGUUUAUCGCUGCUUAACCACGACUGCAGGCCAAAUUGUGUGAUGGUGUUUGAAGGAACGAAGCUACACCUGAGAGCUGUUCGGGAUAUCAAACCGGCAGAGGAGCUAACAAUUAGUUACAUAGAGACGCUGUCAUUGACGGAAGAACGUAAUAAACAGCUGGAGGACCAAUAUCAUUUCACAUGCCACUGCCAGAAAUGUGACUCUCAAGACACAGACAGACUCAUGCAGUCUGGUGAACAGACAACAUGGCUAAAGUUGAAGGAGGCUUUACCCAAAUUAGAAGAAAUGAAGGCAGCCUCAGAUUGGCAAAGCCUUCGAGAGAGUUGUACACGUCUUUUAUCAACCGAGGGUGCUGACGUGCCUGAUGAAAACCUCUACAAGCUCCGAUUGACCGAUAUGGCUCUGGAUUGUGCCGUUCACCUCGCUCAAUGGGAAGAAGCCACAAAACACGGGGAGAGGACACUUCCAGUUUACAGACUUUACUACCCUGAUCCCCAUCCCGUCCACGGAGUCCAGCUAAUGAGAGUUGCAAAGCUGCAGCAUUAUUUGGAGCGCAUUCAAGAUGCACUGGACACUUUCAAACAGGCCUUUGAAAUCCUCAAGAUCACCCAUGGGAUUGAUCACCGCUUGGUGACUGAUUUGUUGGUCAAGAUGGAAGAAUGUCGCUUAGAGAUGAAUCGAUAAAUCAACUUGAUGAUGUAAUUCAAGGCAAGCUGUAAAAAGUUUCUCUUUCUUUGAACAUCUGGAUGUCAUGAGGGCUCCAAGUUUGUUUGCAAAACCUGACAACAAAUACAGUUCAAGUCCGUUUGUAUGAGAUUCUUGUCUCUUGUUUCUAAUCUCUAGAUUCCAUUGCGGUGAGUUUGUUUGGCGUGUGUAUGUGUGUUUAUAGCAAAGGCAGCUUCUCAAAACAUCCAUCCUCCCCUCACCACAUAUCCAUCACACACUUCCCAUGAUAAUCCCUGUUAUUGUGUGGGUUAUUCUGUCAGUGUGCGUUAAGGCUGAAGAGUGUCUGUGAUGGAAUGUGGCAAUGUGGUCAUGCUUCACACACACGCGCACACGCACACACACACACACACACACACACACACACGGUUGUCUCUUUGUUAAAAGGAUGACAACAUUUCCUCUGGGAGCGUAAAGUGUGUGUUUAUGGGUUAUGGGAGGAUUACUGUGACAUUGUCUGCUUUCACAAAUAAAAGGUUUUGCAUUUCUGACACUUUUCGCUAUCUACAUAGAAAAGACUUGUCGAUUAGUCAGCUGUGAAUAACUGGCACUUUACCACAGUUGUUCAGAUUAUUAUUUUCCAAUAGUAUAUGAAGCAAGAGCUAUAUCAGUCCAAUUACCCUUAUCAGUUACGAAUAAGCAUUUAAUAAAAAGGAUUACAGUAUUUCAUUAGGUUGCAGUUUCCAGUUCUAUAUUUUAAUAUUUGGCUUAUCCUAUUCAGCAAAUAUAACAGCUGCUUGAAGGAUUAACUGUAAUUUUCAAAAAUAAAGCCCUCAAGAUUUUUUUAAGAAUCGUUGGACGAUUGCCUUUUAAAAUGUAUUCAAUAAAAGCAUUGAAUAGUAAUAAUGCUUGAGGUAGACUUUAUAAAAUACAAAAUUCUGACCCUAAAGACAGCCCAACAAUAGAAACGUCACACCACAUCUCCCUCCAUGUCUCUUUUUAGUGGUUAUUGUUUCCUCUUUCUCCCAUCAACUAGCACAGGCCAUUAAACCAGAUUUACUGUCGUCACUCUCACAGCCUGUCACUUUUCCCUCUCUCAUUCCCCCAACACUUCAAAUUAUAUUCAUAACCUCUCUUUGUCUAACUGUUGCUCUAACAUUAAAAUUCUGCAGCAUCGAACACAAAAACACUUUUAUGAAGUGAUUCUUUUGCGUGCUAUUAGAGAGAGCCAGCACACCACUUUGAGACUUUUUUUUUUUUUUUUUUGAGGAUUUGCUAUGCUUUUGCGUAACGCUGGUAGAUUGUUUAGCAUAGUUGAAUUUUUCCAAGAAAGCAAACACACGUUAAAUUUUUGAAUACAUUCCUUUAUUUACAUUCGGCCAUCUUUUUUGUCCAUCAGAACGCUGUGUCAAAAGACAGUUCCAGCCUUGAAUCAUGCACAGAGAAUAUCACACUUGAUGCGCUUCUGAAUUUUCACACUGAUCUCCAUUUUUUAUGACAUUGUUAGCUCAUCUGUUCUGCAGAUUGGCACUUAUGACUGGAAAAAAACAAAGAAAAAAAACAGACUUGAAACAAAUAAGUUGUCUUGUUUUUAGACAUGUAACGAUAUGAUAAGUCUCACAUCCACAAACAUAAGACACAUUUUUUUGGCCAUUUACCCACCUCGAGAAGGGGAUUUCCAUAACAUUACCAUUUAUCACACCAGGCUGGUUUGUGUAAAUAAUGUUACAUACACUAAGAUUUAUUUAACUAUUUUCCAUAUUUUCAGUGUAGUCUUCAACCAUGGCCAAAAGGAAUAAUAGGCGAGUAUAAAUGUGAUAUGUGCACAAUAUAUACAGUUGAACCUCAAAUUAUUUAUACCCUGGACAUGUUUUGACUGGAAAUGACAGGGGAACAUGGCAAAUGACCGUUAAACAUUAAACAU
Messenger RNA from Syngnathus acus (greater pipefish), 3213 nucleotides. It is a transcript of the gene smyd3, whose product is annotated as SET and MYND domain containing 3. Lineage: Eukaryota; Metazoa; Chordata; Actinopteri; Syngnathiformes; Syngnathidae. Gene Ontology annotation, cellular component: nucleus. The transcript is spliced from 12 exons. The record is from RefSeq and is a predicted model, not a curated record. Bases 24 to 1310 code for a protein of 428 amino acids. Gene Ontology annotation, molecular function: protein binding.